This is a messenger RNA of Neospora caninum, 1005 nucleotides long. RefSeq names its product Short chain enoyl-CoA hydratase,related. NCBI's taxonomy places the organism in Eukaryota, Apicomplexa, Conoidasida, Eucoccidiorida, Sarcocystidae. Gene Ontology annotation, molecular function: delta(3,5)-delta(2,4)-dienoyl-CoA isomerase activity. Bases 1 to 1005 code for a protein of 334 amino acids. The transcript has a single exon. The record is from RefSeq and is a predicted model, not a curated record. Gene Ontology annotation, cellular component: mitochondrion.
AUGGAAAAGCGACUCGCGAGUUUUCGAACUCUGAAAGUUGACCGUUUGGCCUUUUCCGAUGGUUCUCCGGCCGGGGCGCCAAAGCUCUCUUUCGUGUAUGAGGUUUGUUUGAACCGCCCGCAACAACGGAAUGCUUUUGACCACGAAUUCUGGACCGAACUGCGUGAAUGCUUUGACUUGUUAGACCGCCUGUCUUCGUGCCGAUGUGUGAUCAUCACCGCGGCUGGGUCGGUCUUCACUGCGGGCAUCGACCUUGCAUUUGCUGGACAGAUCAUUUCUUCACCUGUUCUUCCGCGCCGCACAAGCGCGUCGCCUGUGGAGAAUCCCGAGCAACCCAGCAAGGCGCGACUUGCCGUCGACAGCCCGAUCUCUGGAGAAGAUCCUGACGCGACGGAUCCUGACUGCGCGAGAAAGGCGGCGCAUCUGCGGCGCUACGUCACGGCCUUGCAAGACUGUUUUUCGGCUGUCGAGGAAUGCAGCAAACCUGUGAUUGCGUGUGUAGGCGGACCGUGCGUGGGCGCGGGCGUGGAUCUGGUCUGUUCCUGCGACAUUCGCGUUGCCAGUGAAGAAGCCUGGUUUUCUGUGAAAGAGGUGGACCUCGGCCUCGCUGCAGACGUGGGUACGCUCCAGCGCCUCCCUCGAAUUGUCGGAAACGACGCGUGGGCGAGAGAAAUUUGCUUCACCGGUCGACGGGUUGGCGCGGAAGAGGCUCGCCGGGAGGGGCUGUUGAGCGCGCUUUUUGAAAGCAGGGAGGAAAUGCGGCAGAAAGCAAUUGCCCUUGCUCGGGAGAUCGCCGGCAAAAGCCCAGUAGCCGUCGCAGGAAUCAAGUUCGCGCUAAACUUCUCCACCAGACGCACGGUGCGUGAAGAGUUACGCGUCCAGGCGAUUUGGAACGGCGCCAUGCUACAGACGCACGACAUUCCCACGGCCAUGGCUCAGGCGGCUCUAGGCAGAGGAGCGCAAAGAGAGGCGCCUGCGAAUGGGGAAGUGUUUGCGUGCCUUUGA